CCCAGGUGACGUCAUAGCAAAGAAGAGCUAGGGAGCGGUUGCUGAGCAGAGGGGCUCUAUAGCAGGCAAGCAGCUGUGGCCUCAAACAGUCUACCGUCGUAGAUUGGGGGCUGCAGCCUUUCCUCUCUGGGAAUAAGAGCACCAGGCGAGAGAAGAGCCUUGGGGGGAGCGGACUGGGUGCGGGGCUGCAGCUGCAGCCACUGGGCUGCAGCUCUCCAGCCCAACUGCUGGCGUGCUCCGAGGUACUGGAAAGGUCUUGGCAGGGUGGCUGGACCCUUCGCAGACACAAAUCCAGGCCAACUGUACGGCUGUCUGAGGUAUUGGAACAGAAGGAGGUCCACUCCAGUUGGUGACAGCACGGUGGCCCUGUUCUAGGAUGAGCCAGAUAUAAAAGCAGGCUCCCCCAAGAAAGAACAACUGGGUCCUUGCAUCUUGUGGCAGUUGGUGUGCACAGCACUGAGUCAGUCUGAGCUGAAGCCAGCCCAGCCUCCUCUCAUGGGCAGCACCCCUCUGUGCUGAGAUCCUGAAGUGGUGGCUGUGUGAGGAGCUGUGAAAUCAGCUGCAACUGAAAAUGUCUGACAGCUUGGAUAACGAAGAAAAACCCCCAGCUCCCCCACUGAGGAUGAACAGUAACAACCGAGAUUCUUCAGCACUCAACCACAGCUCCAAACCACUCCCCAUGGCCCCUGAAGAGAAGAAUAAGAAAGCCAGGCUGCGCUCUAUCUUCCCAGGAGGAGGGGAUAAAACAAAUAAGAAGAAAGAGAAAGAACGCCCAGAGAUCUCUCUUCCUUCAGACUUUGAGCAUACGAUUCAUGUGGGGUUUGAUGCAGUCACCGGGGAAUUCACUAACUCCCCUUUCCAGACCUCUAGACCUGUGACGGUCGCUUCAAGUCAAUCAGAGGGAAAAAUGCCAGAUCUCUAUGGCUCACAGAUGUGCCCAGGGAAGCUCCCAGAGGGAAUUCCUGAACAAUGGGCGCGGUUACUCCAAACCUCUAACAUAACAAAAUUAGAGCAGAAGAAGAACCCACAAGCUGUUCUUGAUGUCCUCAAAUUCUAUGACUCCAAAGAAACCGUCAACAACCAGAAAUACAUGAGCUUUACAUCAGGAGAUAAAAGUGCCCAUGGAUAUAUAGCAGCACAUCAGUCUAACACAAAAACAGCUUCUGAGCCUCCUUUGGCUCCUCCUGUAUCUGAAGAAGAGGAUGAAGAAGAGGAAGAGGAAGAAGAUGACAAUGAGCCCCCGCCUGUCAUUGCACCAAGACCAGAGCAUACAAAAUCAAUCUAUACUCGUUCUGUGGUUGAAUCUAUUGCUUCACCAGCAGUACCAAAUAAAGAAGCCACCCCACCUUCUGCUGAGAAUGCCAAUUCCAGUACAUUGUACAGGAAUACAGAUCGGCAAAGGAAAAAAUCAAAGAUGACAGAUGAAGAGAUCCUAGAGAAGCUAAGAAGCAUUGUGAGUGUUGGGGACCCAAAGAAAAAAUAUACAAGAUUUGAAAAAAUUGGUCAAGGGGCAUCAGGCACUGUUUACACAGCACUAGACAUUGCAACCGGACAAGAGGUGGCCAUAAAGCAAAUGAACCUUCAACAGCAACCCAAAAAGGAAUUAAUUAUUAAUGAAAUCCUUGUCAUGAGGGAAAAUAAGAACCCCAAUAUUGUUAAUUAUUUAGAUAGCUACUUAGUGGGUGAUGAACUGUGGGUAGUCAUGGAAUACUUGGCUGGUGGCUCUUUGACUGAUGUGGUCACAGAAACCUGUAUGGAUGAAGGACAGAUAGCAGCUGUCUGUAGAGAGUGCCUCCAAGCUUUGGAUUUCUUGCACUCAAACCAAGUGAUCCAUAGAGACAUAAAGAGUGACAAUAUUCUCCUUGGGAUGGAUGGUUCUGUUAAACUGACUGAUUUUGGGUUUUGUGCCCAAAUCACUCCUGAGCAAAGUAAACGAAGCACUAUGGUUGGAACCCCUUAUUGGAUGGCACCUGAGGUGGUAACUCGAAAAGCUUAUGGUCCAAAAGUUGAUAUCUGGUCUCUGGGAAUCAUGGCCAUUGAAAUGGUGGAAGGUGAACCCCCUUACCUUAAUGAAAAUCCACUCAGGGCCUUAUAUCUGAUAGCCACUAAUGGAACCCCAGAGCUCCAGAAUCCAGAGAGACUGUCAGCUGUAUUCCGUGACUUCUUAAAUCGCUGUCUUGAGAUGGAUGUGGAUAGAAGAGGAUCUGCCAAGGAGCUUUUGCAGCAUCCGUUUUUAAAAUUAGCCAAGCCUCUCUCCAGCCUCACUCCUCUGAUUAUCGCUGCAAAGGAAGCAAUUAAGAACAGUAGCCGUUAGAAGUGCAAGCCUUACCCCUCACCUUCUCCCUGAUGAGUAAGACUGAAAUAAAAACUCUGCUGCAGGAAAUGUGGAAGAAAAGACAGUCAAUUGGGGUGGGGGUUCUUUAACUUUCAAGUGAAUAGAAACUUCUUAUAAGCCUUUUUCCUACUUCCCUCAGAUUAUGUAAUUUAUUUGUAAGCCUGAACCGCAGCCCACACAGGGCAGCAAUGUAGAAGUGGCCGUUAAGUGGUCACUUCCACCGUGAAGCGAAAGAGCCAGUAGUGAAUCCCCUCAUUUUGUGCAUUUACUUUGAAGAAAAGGAUUUCUCAAAGAUGCACACUCCCUCUUCAUAGUGUUGUGUUUGUUUUUAAGUUAGAGAGUAGUCCCUCUUGCAUUCAAACCUCUUUCAAAUCCCCUUACCCAAUGUGAUGUUUUUUCACUUGCAUUGUCAUUAGAUGUCCAGAAAAAAAAAAUAAAAGAUGUAAAAUGUUUUUUAAAAA
Molecule: messenger RNA, 2796 nt
Organism: Acomys russatus (golden spiny mouse)
Lineage: Eukaryota; Metazoa; Chordata; Mammalia; Rodentia; Muridae
Gene: Pak3
Product: p21 (RAC1) activated kinase 3
Exons: 19
Coding region: 572-2314 (580 amino acids)
Biological process (GO): regulation of MAPK cascade; regulation of actin cytoskeleton organization; regulation of axonogenesis
Cellular component (GO): cytoplasm
Molecular function (GO): ATP binding; protein serine/threonine kinase activity
Source: RefSeq, a predicted model, not a curated record